Sparassis crispa is the source of this 1647-nucleotide messenger RNA. Its product is annotated as Calnexin homolog. Lineage: Eukaryota; Fungi; Basidiomycota; Agaricomycetes; Polyporales; Sparassidaceae. Gene Ontology annotation, cellular component: endoplasmic reticulum membrane; endoplasmic reticulum. Bases 1 to 1647 code for a protein of 548 amino acids. Gene Ontology annotation, biological process: protein folding. Gene Ontology annotation, molecular function: calcium ion binding. The transcript has 9 exons. The record is from RefSeq and is a predicted model, not a curated record.
AUGCGAAGAGUAGCGCUUUCCGCCGCCCUCCUGGCCCUCGCUGCCGCUACCGUGUCGGCUGUCGACGAGCCUAAGCCUGUCUUGAAGCCUACGGAUAUCAGGGCACCCUUCAUUGAGCAGUUCUCCGAAGAUUGGGCAGAACGUUGGACAGCGUCAGAAGCCACCAAGAAGACCUCCGUUGGCGGCGAGACCUUUAGCUACGUAGGCAAGUGGGCCGUCGAGGAGCCCAUUAUCUCCGUCGUCGAGGGCGACAAUGGUCUCGUAGCCAAGACCAAGGCUGCCCACCACGCCAUCUCCGCCCCCUUCUCUGACCCCAUUGACUUUAGCGAGAAGCCCCUCGUCGUCCAGUAUGAAGUCAAGUAUCAGAAGGGCGGCAACUGCGGUGGAGGCUAUCUCAAGCUACUUGAAGAUGGCUUCCAGACGGAGGGCAAAGAGUUCUCUGACAAGACCCCAUGGACAAUUAUGUUUGGUCCUGACUUGACAUGUCCUGGGACGAAGAUUCACUUCAUAUUCCGUCACAAGAACCCUAUCACUGGCGAGUACGAGGAGAAGCACCUUAAGGUCCCUCCCAAGCCCACCAUUGAGAAGCUUACGAACCUCUACACUCUCGUGCUGAAUCCUGACAACACAUUCGAUGUGCUGUUCAACGGCGAAAGCAAGGCAUCCGGCAACCUCCUUGAAGACUUCAACCCUCCUGUUAACCCGCCGAAGGAAAUUGACGAUCCCGAGGAUUCCAAGCCCGCCGAUUGGGUUGACCAAAAGAAGAUCGCAGACCCCGAGGCGACCAAGCCUGAUGACUGGGAUGAGGAUGAGGCUUAUGAAAUUCCCGAUGAGGAUGCCGGUAAGCCUGAGGGCUGGUUGGAUGACGAACCUGAGACGAUCCCCGACCCUGACUCCGAGAAGCCCGAGGAAUGGGAUGACGAGGAGGACGGUGACUGGAUCGCACCUACCGUUCGCAACCCCAAGUGCGACGAGGCACCCGGUUGCGGCGAGUGGAAGCGUCCCACUAAGGCUAACCCGGCGUACAAGGGCAAGUGGUAUGCCCCCUUGAUUGACAACCCCGCAUACAUUGGCGAAUGGGCUCCCCGCAAGAUCCCCAAUCCUGCCUACUUCGAGGAUCUGAGCCCCGUUAAGAACCUAAACAAGAUUGGUGGUGUUGGUAUCGAACUCUGGACCAUGACCGAGGACAUCCUCUUCGACCACGUCUACAUCGGCCACUCCGUUGACGACGCCAAGGCUCUUGCCGCGGAGACUUUUGACAUCAAGCACCCUCUUGAGGUUGAGCAGUCAAAGGCUAAGAAAGUCGUUGACGCCGAUGAAGAAGAGGAGACGAUCAGCUUCCAGGAGGAUCCGAUUGAGUUCCUGCGCGCCAAGAUCUUCAAGUUCGUUGAGCUUGCCAAGCUUGAUCCUCUUCUUGCGUUCAAGACCCAGCCUGAGACCGGCGCGGCCUUUGCACUUGCUGUUGUUACUCUGUUCGGUAUGCUCGGUAUGAUGUUUGGUUUCAUUGGAGCGUCUCAGGCAACAAUCACCAAGUCUUCGAAAAAAACUGACGCACCUACACCCGAUGACAAGCAGAAGACCGAGACUACGCCUGUCGUGCCAGCGGGCGGAGAGAAGGUGGACACCACUCUGAAGAAGCGGAAGUAA